AUGAAGCUCGUCAACGAGCCGUAUGUCUAUCCUGAGCCGGCCAAGACAAAGGCAAUCUAUCAAGUACAACAUGGCUUGAUGGGGCAGAAGCUAGAGGUGACCUUGAGCGAUGGAAGGAGAAUCAAUGGCGUCUUUGCCGCUCUGAACCAAACGAGCGAUAUCAUCCUCGUCGACGCAACAGAGACUGUGCAAGAAGGAGACAGUGUGCGUACGAGGAGCGUGGGAACGGUCAUGCUUCCUGGCCAGCACCUCGUCAGAGCAACGAGCCGAUCUCAGAUGCAUCUCGACAUCGCAUGA
This is a messenger RNA of Mixia osmundae IAM 14324, 297 nucleotides long. RefSeq lists its product as uncharacterized. The transcript has a single exon. Bases 1 to 297 code for a protein of 98 amino acids. The record is from RefSeq and is a predicted model, not a curated record. NCBI's taxonomy places the organism in Eukaryota, Fungi, Basidiomycota, Mixiomycetes, Mixiales, Mixiaceae.